CAGAAAACGGAAACGGAAACGUCACUUGUUCCCCCUAAUGUGUUGUUUUUGGUCGUGGAGUCGUCAGCGAUUUUGUUUUGUUUUUACUAGACAGAGAUUUAUGUGUAGAGAUAUAUUUUAAAUAUUUCUUUUUGAUCUUGAUCUCAACGUGGUGUCAGCGUUUGGCACUUUCAAAAUGGACAGCGAGGUGUCUGAUUUGGACCAGGCGACGGGGCAGGAGAGCGGGAUGGAGGUCGAGAACGGAGAGAACGCUCCAGUCUACUGCAUCUGCCGGAAACCAGACAUCAACUGCUUUAUGAUUGGCUGUGAUAACUGUAAUGAAUGGUUUCAUGGUUACUGCAUCAACGUCACGGAGAAGAUGGCCAAGUCCAUCCGGGAAUGGUACUGUGAGAAGUGUAGAGGCCAGAAUUCCCUGCUGGAGAUUAAGUACCGUCCGAAGAAAUCCCGCGAGAAAGAGACAGAGCAGGAGAGGAGCGAGAAGGAGGAGAGGAAGCAGAGGGAGACUCCGGAGUUCAAGAUGGAUCGGAGACGAGGAUCCCGGAUUAAGCGCUCUGCUCGCAUGUGCGGGGAGUGUGAGCCGUGCAAACGCACGGAGGACUGCGCUCAGUGUGACUUCUGCAAGGACAUGAAGAAAUUCGGGGGGCCCAACAAGAUCCGACAGAAGUGCCGGUUCAGGCAGUGCGAGGUCCGGGCCAGGAAGAUGCUGCGAGUCCGUGAUGAGGAGUUCCUGUCCGGGAGGGAGCAGGACGACUCGAUGCAUUCGAAGGACUGCAACCUGUCUGACGAGUACGAUGAGCAGGAGCUGGAGCUGUACCAGCAGUACAGGGCAGCGGGAUAUGAUGACCACAACAUGCCCUGGCUCAGUGAUGAAGACGAUGGUCCGUUCCUGGACCCCGUGCUGCGCAAGCGAGCAGUGAAGGUCAAACACGUCAAGAGACGCGAGAAGAAAUCUGAGAAGAAGAAGGAGGAGAGCAAGUACCGCCGUCACAAGCAGAAGCAGAAGCACAAGGAGAAGGCUCGUCACAGCGAGCGGGGGGAGUCGAAGGAGACGGGGGCCCUGAAGCAGUGCCUGGGGCCGGGCUGUGUGGAGCUGGCGCGCCCCAACUCCAAAUACUGCUCCGAGGACUGCGGGAUGAAGCUCGCUGCCAAUCGUAUCUACGAGAUCCUGCCUCAGCGGAUCCAGCAGUGGCAGCAGAGCCCGUGCGUGGCGGAGGAGCAGGGGAAGAAGCUGCUGGAGCGGAUCCGCCGGGAGCAGCAGCAGGCCAGGCUGCGUCUGCAGGACAUGGAGCGCCGCUUCCACGAGCUGGAGAGCGUGGUGGUGAAGGCCAAGCAGCAGCACGUGCAGCAGGACGAGGAGGUGAACGAAGGCGAUAACGACGACACUGACCUGCAGAUCUUCUGCGUGUCCUGCAGUCACCCCAUCAACCCCAAGGUGGCGCUGCGGCACAUGGAGAGGUGCUACGCCAAGUACGAGAGCCAGACGUCUUUUGGGUCCAUGUACCCGACUCGAAUCGAGGGUGCCACUCGUCUGUUCUGCGAUGUCUACAACCCCCAAAGCAAGACUUACUGCAAGAGACUACAGGUGCUGUGCCCGGAGCACUCCAGAGACCCCAAGGUCCCUGCAGAUGAGGUGUGUGGGUGCCCCCUGGUGAGAGACGUCUUCGAGCCCACCGGAGAGUUCUGCCGGGUAGCCAAGCGCAAGUGUAACAAACACUACUGCUGGGAGAAACUGCGGAGAGCGGAGGUGGACCUGGAGCGAGUCCGAGUGUGGUACAAGCUGGACGAGCUGUUUGAGCAGGAGCGCAAUGUGAGGACCGCCAUGACCAACCGCGCUGGACUGCUAGCCUUGAUGCUGCACCAGACCAUCCAGCACGACCCCCUGACCACUGACCUGAGAACCAGCAAGGAGCGCUGAGACCAGGUGGCUGGCAGCUGUCGAUGAACUCCUGUCCCAGAGAGAGAACAGCUGUGUGGGGGGCUUCAUGUAAACGUAUGCCACGAAUGAAAUAAGAUUUGUACAAUUGUGUGUGUGGUGUUGUUUUUUUAAUUGUUUUUUUUUUCUAAUUAAGUUUUGAGAUUGACUUCGCUUCCUGGGCUGGUGGUUUGCUAAAGUCUUUCCGAAUCUCUUGCCUUUUUUUAGCUCUUUCUUCACACUGCGCUGAAAGAAACGCAUGCUACAGUUAACGUACAUAUCCAACUCAAAACAAGAUAGCUGUGGGCAAAACUUCUGCCAUGAACUAGUGUUUGCUUCAUAGAGUCCAAUGAAAGCUGCUGAAUAAUGUUCCCUUGUUAACAUAUUGAAUUCCACCCCCUCUAUAUAGAAUGAACUCCCUCAGCUUCAUAGAGUCCAAUGAAAGCUGCUGAAUAAUGUUCCCUUGUUAACAUAUUGAAUCACACCCCCUCUAUAUAGAAUGAACUCCCUCAGCUUCAUAGAGUCCAAUGAAAGCUGCUGAAUAAUGUUCCCUUGUUAACAUAUUGAAUUCCACCCCCUCUAUAUAGAAUGAACUCCCUCAGCUUCAUAGAGUCCAAUGAAAGCUGCUGAAUAAUGUUCCCUUGUUAACAUAUUGAAUCACACACCCUCUAUAUAGAAUGAACUCCCUCAGCUUCAUAGAGUCCAAUGAAAGCUGCUGAAUAAUGUUCCCUUGUUAACAUAUUGAAUUAAGCAGUGUUUUGGCGUUUUCCAGAUACUUAAUAAAAAAAACUGACAACAAUUAAAUUUGAUGACGUUUCAGCUCGUGGAAGUGCAAGUAAGGUCACAUUUUUACGGAAUUGUUUUGUGAGCAAUUUUUUUUUUUUUUUUUUUU
Messenger RNA from Acipenser ruthenus (sterlet), 2804 nucleotides. RefSeq names its product CXXC finger protein 1b (gene cxxc1b). Gene Ontology annotation, biological process: positive regulation of DNA-templated transcription. The record is from RefSeq and is a predicted model, not a curated record. NCBI's taxonomy places the organism in Eukaryota, Metazoa, Chordata, Actinopteri, Acipenseriformes, Acipenseridae. The coding region runs from base 176 to 1915 and encodes 579 amino acids. Gene Ontology annotation, molecular function: DNA binding; zinc ion binding. The transcript has 15 exons. Gene Ontology annotation, cellular component: Set1C/COMPASS complex.